AUGAAGCCACAUCAAGCAAGACACAAGGAAGUAAAUGUAGUUUCUGCUGAUUGGUGGAUAGCUGACUGGGCUGACUGCAACUUAGAAAAUCUUAAUCAAUCAACUUGUCUUCUUGAUGAUAAUCAACGAAUUGGCAUAUCAGGGGGUUUUGUCGUGUCACUGAUAAUAAUUGGAGCUCUUCGUGUCAUAUUGUAUUUUAUUUUGCUGCUAAAUGCAGCUAAGGUUGUACACAACAAUAUGUUUGCCAAAGUUUUGAAAGCUCCCAUACUGUUCUUUGAUACAAACCCAAUAGGUCGUGUGUUAAAUUGCUUCUCCAAAGACAUAAGUUUUCUAGAUGAUCGAUUACUCUAUACCUCUAUUGACUAUCUUGAUGUUCUUGUCCGGUUUUUGGCCAUAAUGAUUACAGCUUCAGUUGCUAAUCCAUAUGUAUUAAUAGCUGUUGUUGUAUUAUUUGUUUCUUCUUUGGCUCUCCGGUGGUACUAUCUAAAAACUGCAAGAGAUAUUAAAAGAUUGGAGGCACUAGCUCUUAGUCCUAUGUACUCUCAUUUGUCUCUCACAAUAAGAGGAUUGUCAACAAUUAGAUCAUAUUCAAUGGAAGAUGAAGCAAUGAAUCAGUUUCAUGAAUUUCAAAAUCAGCACACUCAAGCAGCUUAUCUUUACAUUGUCACUUCAAGAUGGUUUGGUAUGAGAAUUGAUACUAUUACUACCAUAUUCAUAGCAACUGUUGGUUUUGCUUCUAUACCAUUAUCAUCAAGUACGUAA
Amphimedon queenslandica is the source of this 762-nucleotide messenger RNA. RefSeq names its product multidrug resistance-associated protein 4-like. The transcript has 7 exons. Gene Ontology annotation, biological process: transmembrane transport. Gene Ontology annotation, cellular component: membrane. The record is from RefSeq and is a predicted model, not a curated record. Bases 1 to 762 code for a protein of 253 amino acids. Gene Ontology annotation, molecular function: ABC-type transporter activity; ATP binding. Lineage: Eukaryota; Metazoa; Porifera; Demospongiae; Haplosclerida; Niphatidae.